This is a messenger RNA of Hyaena hyaena (striped hyena), 905 nucleotides long. RefSeq names its product MICOS complex subunit MIC26-like. The transcript has a single exon. Gene Ontology annotation, cellular component: MICOS complex. Gene Ontology annotation, biological process: cristae formation. NCBI's taxonomy places the organism in Eukaryota, Metazoa, Chordata, Mammalia, Carnivora, Hyaenidae. Bases 24 to 620 code for a protein of 198 amino acids. The record is from RefSeq and is a predicted model, not a curated record.
CGGGAGCCACCUCUGCCAGCAACAUGUUCAAGGUGAUUCAGAGGUCCGUGGGGCCGGCCAGCCUGAGUCUGCUCACCUUCAAAGUCUAUGCAUCACCUAAAAAGGAUACACCUCACAAAACUUCCAUGAAGGUUAAUGAGCUUUCACUCUACUCUGUUCCCGAGAGUCCAUCUAAAUACGUGGAGGAGCCAAGGACCCAACUUGAAGAAAGCAUCUCACAUAUCCGACAUUACUGCGAGCCAUACACAAGUUGGUGUCAGGAAAUGUACUCACAAUCUAAACCCAAGAUGCAGAGCUUGGUUCAAUGGGGGUUAGACGGCUAUGAAUAUCUCCAAAAUGCACCUCCUGGAUUUUUUCCAAGACUUGGUGUUAUUGGUUUUGCUGGCAUUCUUGGACUUCUUUUGGCUAGAGGUUCAAAAAUAAAGAAGCUGGUGUCUCCACCCGGGUUCAUCGGAUUAGCUGCCUCUCUUUAUUAUCCACAACAAGCCAUCGUAUUUGUCCAGAUCAGUGGGGAGAAAUUAUAUGACUGGGGUUUACGAGGAUACAUGGUCGUAGAAGAUUUGUGGAAGGAGAACUUUCAAAAGCCAGGAAAUGUGAAGAAUUCAUCUGGGAAUAAGUAGACUACUCCAUGCUCUGCCCAUUUUAAUCAGUUAUAGGUAAACAUUGGAAACUCCAUGCAGUAAAUCAGUAUUUCUACAGAAAAAAUGGCGGAGAAGUCAGUACUGAAUGUAGUGAAUUGGCUUUCUUCUUCUGGAAAAACUAUACUAGGCUUCUUUGUGAUCUUGGGUGAUACCACACUCCAAGUGGACGAAUUGGAAAUCUUUUCACCUGGAGAUAAUGUCCAGCCUUAGAGCUCCUCAUUCUCAUGUUGCUAUUUAUGUACAUAAUUAAAAUUCCAAGUUAAA